UAAGAUUUCGGAAUUGUGACGCUCCCGCUCAACCUGGCUCUACUAACCGUUAAAAGAAUUAUUUUGUUCGCAAUUUGUUGCAAGAGGACGCUCGUGCUAGUGCUACGCCUGCCUCUUAGAGAGCAAAUGCAAAAUGACUGUGGGAGCUAAGCGGAGAAAACAGUAAUGACGUCAUGCUGUGCCGGAACAGCCUUGGGCCGCCGCUAUCCCAGCAGUCUCUGCGCCAGCCGCAGCACAACGACAGAAAUAAGGAAAGAAAACAACACGCUGGCUUUUAAACAGAAUUACACUGGCAAGUAGCAAACAUCAACAAUACAGACAGGAAAAGAAAAGGUAAAGUUUUAAAAUCUGAUUUCUCACCCAAAUAUAGAGUGACAGCUGGCUGGUAAGCUCCUUUGUAUUAGAAAGAAACCCUACUAGACAGUAGGCGAUCAAAACAAUAAACAGCUGCACUGAGAAUUAUGAAUUAUUAUCUGACUUAUCUUUACAAGAUGAAUAUUAAGUAAAGGCUCCAGUGCCCCCGUGUUAGCAGCAAAUUAAACUAGCAGAGUCAUGUUGGUUAUCUCGGUUUUACUAUGAAAUGCGACUGACAUAAUGUACAAUUUAGACAUGUUCUGAAGAAGCAAUUUUCCACACUACUAAUGGAUAAUUGUUUAUAUUUAUUUUAACUGUCUAAAUGAAUAGGCCUAUUGAUUCUAGUUUUCGGUGUUUAUUUUAUCGUAAUGAGCGAUGUUAUUUCUAAGUAGCUGUGCUGCUUACCUUGCUAGAUAUUUCUCGACACUGCUUGCAGUCUGAUCGGGCUAUAUAUAUCUGCCAGUCUGUCCGCUGUCAAUAGUAUUCGCGAAACUAGCAGGUACACUCUAAUCUGUUUUGCCUGAUUUUCAACUGCCAUCGGGAUGAAACGAAGUGACUCAUUUUUAUAAAGAUUUUACUAAGUAACUCAUUUUUAUAAAGAUUUUAUAAAGCGUGGGGAAGUCUUAUACCUGAUAAAUCAGCUAUUCUAGCUAGAAAGUAAGUGAAAUUAUGUAUGAAAUAUGAUGGGUCUGUCCAGGUUUGACAGCAUCGCCACCAGCUCGCGAGACCAGCGUCCCUUUAAAGGAGACCCACGCGACUACCCACGUGACGCUUCAGCUUUCAAGCUGCUCUUAAUGGAAAUAGUCAGUUUUCGGUCCAUCGAUUCUUUUGGAGAUUCGUUCAAUAAACAGUUUUUAAAGAGUUUCGUUCAGAAUCAGACAAGGACCCCUUGGGUAUUUUAUUUAAAAGAGGGUGGUCCCUUCUACAGUUAAUAUAAUAAAGUAAAAGCAUUUAAAAAUUCAGACUGAAUUAUAUAUAUAUAUAUUUCCACACACAAACACAGUAUAUAUUUCUACAUAUAUUUCUUAUAAUGUUUUAAACAAUAUUUAGUAAAUUAGAUUAUAAAUUUGCCUAAUUAUGAGUGGCCAGCAUGGUGGUGCAGUGGUUAGCACUGUUGCCUCACAUCUCUGGGACCACAGUUCAAGUCUGUAUGUCUGCCAUGGCCCUGUGUAUGUUCUCCUUGUGUUAUCAUGGGAUUUCUGCUGGGUACUCACCCCCCAGUCCAAAAACAUGCUGUCAUUAAUUGCAGCCAUAAUUGUGAGCAUGUACACACCCUGCAAGAUGCUGGUCCCCCCCCCCCUUCCUGGGUUGUGCCCAUAGGCUCCAGGCACCCUGGUGACCCUGAACAGUUACAGAAAAUGGAUGGUUGUAUUUGCUCCAUUAUAUACUACACCAGUAUGUGGCAAGAUAGGGGCUUGAGAAACUCUCAGUGGAUGAGGUGAAUGACGCAGUGUAGUCAGGGCCGGCCCUGAGUGUUCAGUGGAUGAGGUGAAUGACGCAGUGUAGUCAGGGCCGGCCCUGAGUGUUCAGUGGAUGAGGUGAAUGACGCAGAGUAGUCAGCACCUGAGGGGAGAUUCUGCUGAGCAUUUCUGAAAGUUGUAACUCAGGGCAGUCAGUCGGUGUCUGGCACAUGCCCAGGGAUAUUUUAUAAACAGAAAAAUCUAUGGAUUGUCAGUACUAUGGUGUUACUAUUUGUGCGAAUUAUGCACAAAAUGAGAGAUUCCCCUUUUCUGAAGGUCAGUCACCACAGCAGCCUGUAGAACAGAAAGUGCAUGAGGACACAGGCAAAACAGACAGUACAAAAAAGCUGACAUUGAUACUUAAUAAACAGAUGCGGAGAUGGAUGAGUUGGACUGCUGGUUAUUGUGUGUAUGGUUUGACCUGACCUGGUCAUUGAUUACGUAGGUACUGACUCGCAGUAAUGUCCAGUUACGGUCUGCAGGAUGGAGUGAGGGGCCAUUGGCAGGAGGCAUCAUACAGUCUUAUGGCCCCAGUAGUGCUUCUGGUCACUGUGUGGUGGGGUGACAGUGGAGAAGGGCGCUUAUGGAUAUAGCACGGUCUUUCCCAAACCAGUCCCUGGGGCACACUGGACAGAUCCACAUUUUUGUUUUAUCCCAGUUCCCAGAACGCCUGACCCAAGCAAUCAGGAGCUCUAAAUGCCUUACAGGUGUUAUGGGAACUGGGAUAUAAAAAAAAAAAAAAAACAUGUGUAUCUGUCCAGUGUGCCCAGAGGACUGGUUUGGGCAACGCUGAUGUAGCAUCAUAAAGCUGACGGGAGACUUUGCUCAUGAUGACCGAAACCAUUAACAUCAUCUUUACCCUGCAGAGUAUCCAGAGCCAGCCCCCCUUUCCAACUGGUUUACUUGCCUUGGGUCCCCUUUCAUGACGCUGCUCCCCCAGCAGGACACAGUGUAGUAAUUAUCUUGGCUAGCUGUCAGCUGGCAGGACAUGGGCAGUAGGCUCCCAUAUAUCAGAAGAAUAGCCUGCCCUGGCCUUGCUUGUGCAGGACGCCUGUGCUGUAAAUCCUGCCCAAUCUGCUGCACCCAUGGGUAACUGUAUGGUGGCACCACCCACAGAUGGUGCCUGGCCUUACAAACUCUCUGGCAUAAGAGAACCCCACCCCCUGCUCUGUCGUCUUACGGAUGCCAAGUUCUCCUUUAUCUCCAUUAUCAACACGCUCGAUGAUGGAGGAAUCAGCAGCGUUUCGCAGCUUGUGGUUGUUUCUUUGUCUUUUCGCGUGUAGGGUGAAUCAGUACGAGACAGAAAAAGUCCCAAAGUCAAUGAAAACGUGGUUUUGUGGCGCUUUAAGGCAUCACAUACAGCCUGGUACUUCAUCUAAGGAGAAAGUGUCUCUUUCUCCCUUGUGGCCAACUUUGGAAUGAACUAGAAUUGUAUAGUCAGUCCUCUGGCAUGAGCCGAAGGCUGUGGACAUGUUCCAGAAGAGGGUAGAAGAGCAGAGCUAUUCCAAUCACGGUCCUCAAGGUCUGAGUCCUGCUGAUUUCCCAGCCUUCCUUUACCCGUGAACCAGGUGUGAAGCCUCUGACCAAUCAGAACCAAUAAUCAUUAAACUAACUACCUGGGAGAACUGAAAACGAGGCCUGGAUUCGGAAUAGAGCUCCAGAUUUGAAGAGCUCUGGUAUAGAUUCUGAAGGGUGCCGUGCUGUGUAAGUGCCCUAAGAAUGGCACAGCACAACUCUAAUGGAAAAACCCCCACACCCACCAUGACAUAAGCACAAUAAAAGUCUCCCUGACAUUGAGUGUGCUGCAGCUGUAUUCUCAUAAUAAAAUGCCGAGAAUAACUUUGACAUCAGGGGAAAAAACAACUCAUUUUUAACUGUAUCUGUCUGUCCUUUCCAGUUUCUUCAGAUAAGUGUUAGAAAACUUACAUCUGCCAUCUCUUUCCUUAGUAUGCGGGAGCGCUAAGGGGCUAGAGGAGCCGGCCCACCACAGUGGCAGAGCGCGGAGGGGGGGGGCAGCCACACGGGCCGUGCCAAUGCGCCGGCGGCCUGAGCAGGCGGAGGGCAGCCUCCCGGUUUUCGUCUUCCCCACAGAGCUGUUCUUCUACGCCGACGAGCAGGCGACACACAAGCGCGUGCUCACCCUCUACAACCCCUACGAGUUCGCGCUGAAGUUCAAAGUGCUGUGCACGGCGCCUAACAGGUAUGCGGUGGUGGACGCCAGCGGCGCGGUGAAGCCACAGAGCUGCGUGGACAUCGUGAUCCGGCACAGGGACGUGCGAGCCUGUCACUAUGGUGUCGUCGACAAGUUCCGGCUCCAGGUGACCGAGGAGAGCCAGCGCAAGGCCCUGGGCCAGAAGGAGGUGAUAGCCACCCUGCUCCCCUCUGCGGCUCUGGAGGGCUCCUCACCCAGGCCCCAGGAGGAGGAAUACAGAACGAGGGAACAGCUGAUGAGCGGCGCACUCUUUGAGCAGGGCACACUGCCGCCAGAGAAGCGCGUGGUGGGUGGAGGCCCCGGGGUGCUGACGGUGCUGCUGGGGCUGCUCUGCAUGGCCGUCCUGGUGCUGCCCACCGUGGGAGAGCAGGGCUCCUCUGUGCCCGUCUGCCUCCAUUUAAGCGUCAACAAGAAGCUGGUGGCUGCUUACGUUCUAGGUCUUCUGACGAUGGUCAUCCUCCGGACGUGACACCCCGGCGGCGUCUCCCUGGAGACGAUGGACGGUCACCAGCUCAUGGACAUUUCGGGGUGAAAUGUGUCUCUGACUUUUGGGAGGUGGGGGAGGUUGCGAAGGAGGACGUUGUAGUCCUCGGGGCGAACGGCCAAAUGCAGCGACGGCGAACGGACAAUUGCUGCUCGACACGGGACAAGAUGGGGGUGACCCUGUGGAUGGGGGAUGGGGGGGCGGGCGUAGGGGAAAUGUAAAGGGAAAAACGGUUAUUAAACGAUAUUGCGUCAGGUUCUUCUGCAUCGGCUGUGUUCCUGCAUCUGCCCCCUUCCGGUCCUCAUGUGUGAUGGAGCGACGUGACAGUGAUUUGGGGACAUGCGGCCGGUCACGGCCGGUGCCAACACACACCACCUCACCACCUGCUCACUGAAUGAGCUGCUUUAAGAAGGACUCGAUUUGCCGAAUCCAUGCAUCUUCCGAACUUUUGGAGCAUCGUUAAGAAUACAGUGAUGAUGCAAUCACGAAAAAAAAUUGCUUACAAAUAAUUCAAUGCAAACUUUAUUAAUAAAAGCCUCUGUUACAUCC
Molecule: messenger RNA, 5059 nt
Organism: Paramormyrops kingsleyae
Lineage: Eukaryota; Metazoa; Chordata; Actinopteri; Osteoglossiformes; Mormyridae
Source: RefSeq, a predicted model, not a curated record